GUAGAAGGCAACCGGAUACCGCAGGUUCUUAGUCCAGGCACAGUUUGCCCUGUUGCAAAGGUGCCUUCUUUGUGGGAGGCUUUGGUUAAAUCCGUGAGUGAUGCACAGCCAGUGAUUGGCUAAACCCAACUGGAUUCACUUCUUAUAUCAGGAAUAUAAAAGAUUAAGCAUUUGUGAAGCAAUCAAAAAAAAGGCUGAUGUUUGAUGGAUAUUUUUAAUAAUACAAAUCAAAGGCUUAAACCUAUUCAGCUUCUUGAAGUUGGCCAGCUAUGCCUCUGUUCUCCAGUGCUGUUUCUGCUGCUUCUUUCUCUACUCCCCAAACCUUUUCUAUCUCUUUUUUAGUUCUUACCCCAUUCUUUGCACAUGGUUUGUCUGUUGUGGAUCAUUUGUUUCCUCAAAGGCCAAAUAAAAAAGAUUGGCUUAUUGCCAUCAGUUUCAGCAAAGAACUUUAGAUCAAUAUGAAUAAAAAAACAACAAUAAAACAAAAAUAAAACAAAAAAAAACUUUUUUGUUCCUCGUUCCUCUGGAUU
Messenger RNA from Ascoidea rubescens DSM 1968, 530 nucleotides. RefSeq lists its product as uncharacterized. The record is from RefSeq and is a predicted model, not a curated record. Lineage: Eukaryota; Fungi; Ascomycota; Saccharomycetes; Ascoideales; Ascoideaceae. The transcript has a single exon. The coding region runs from base 270 to 452 and encodes 60 amino acids.